Cydia splendana is the source of this 2199-nucleotide messenger RNA. RefSeq names its product transcriptional adapter 1-like. The transcript has 3 exons. The record is from RefSeq and is a predicted model, not a curated record. Gene Ontology annotation, molecular function: transcription coactivator activity. Gene Ontology annotation, biological process: regulation of transcription by RNA polymerase II. Gene Ontology annotation, cellular component: SAGA complex. Bases 69 to 980 code for a protein of 303 amino acids. Lineage: Eukaryota; Metazoa; Arthropoda; Insecta; Lepidoptera; Tortricidae.
GAAAAAUAGGAGUUAAAAUCACUUAAUUAAUAUCAAACUUAAUAUUACUUACAUUAAGCAACAGAAACAUGAGUUCCGACACAUUAAAUAUAGCUCGCCGAAAGCUCAACGAAGUGCUUGGCGAAAAAUCAACAAAAUACUUCCAUCACAUGAAACAGUGGUUCCGCAUGAAACUCACCAAGGAAGAAUUCGACACCGAAGCUCGAGCCCUGUUAUCUGCAGACCAAGUCCACUUUCACAACGAGUUUUUACUAGCCUUGUUGAAUAAAGUGGAAGGUUUGGCUGAAACAUCUAUUAAUAUCGCACAGGAGAAAGCGAGCUCCCAUAAUAGGAAUAGUCGUCGGCAUAAGCGAAGUUCGCGUACUUCGGAGAAGUCGAACUUCGAACCGGCGGAUUUGCUGGAAUAUUUGCCGCCGAACUCCCCGCCUGGUGCGGGCAGCGAUGGGGCUCUAAAAUACGCGGCACAGGAAAUCUUCCUCCCAGACCACGCAUUAGUCGUUGGUCGCUUCAUGCUAGCAGCAUGGGAGCUCGGCCUUGAAGGAGCUGACGACGAAGCAGCCGACCUAAUCGUAGUCGCCGUCCAAAACUUCCUCAAAAACAUAAUCUCAGCCGUCGUUACCCAACGGAAAGGUUACAAGCGACGUAAUAAUUACACGUAUGACGUUGGUGGUGACAUGCCUAAUAUGUGGCUGCGGAAUACGGCUAAGUUGUACGAUCCGCAGGGCGAUGGGAGAGUAGAGGUUGAUGAUGCGGUGGAUGGGCUGGGGCCUCGGUGUCCCCCGACUAUUGAUGAGGUUGAACAUGCUACGGCUUAUGAGAUUGCUUGCAGCAUCCCCAACCCGGUGCCAAACGACGACAAACUUACAAUAGACGAGUUCUACAACACGCUCCUGACACACAGAAACGUCAUAGCCAGCCAUUCUGUAUACGCUGUGAACAUGGAACGACUAGCCGUCAUGCUGAACCAUCCUAGCUAUUGAUAAGGAGGCAAAGGCCCCCAACAGUGGACUGGCGGUCUAAGGCACACUUGGAUGCAAGCAGUGAACGACCACUUCUUGUGGAGAUCCUAGAGGGAAGCCUAAAGCCUAAGUCUAACAGUGUACGUUUUUCGACCGUCAAGAACUCUUAACUUGAGCAGUUAUGCGGCCAGAGAAAAGACUUGUUGGUGAGGUGUAGAGAUCCUUGGGAGAGGCCUUUGUUCAGCAAUGAACAUCUUUUGACUGAUGUGAUAAUGUGUGAAUAGGAGUCUCACUAUGACGGUAUUUUCCUUACCUGGGGAAACGACACAAAAGGGUCCUACGCGUUAAGAGGGACACAAGAUUUGAGUAGUGUUUUAUUUUCUUUUUACAGAAUAACCAUUACUUAAAUCAUGAUUAUUCACAACGGGACUUAAUCGCGUAAAAUUAAGUUUUAAAUUCCUCCGACGUUUCGAGGACGGCGUUAUCCCCGUAGUCUCGGAGAAGACGGUGAAUAAUAAUGAGUAAAAAUCGUUAUAGUUUAUAAAUCAGUAUUCUUAAAUCGUAUACACGGUGUAACAUGAGUAAACCGAAUAAUUUUAACAUCGUAAUUCUGAUCAUAUUUAGAGACAAAAAUGUCCUAUAAACUUUUUUGAAAUUCGCCUAGUUUCAGAGAUAUUAUUAAUUUAAAAAAAAAAAACAAGUUUUUAUUGUUACAUAGUGUAAAAGGCCUUUUUGAUGGUGAUGUUGCUGCUAUGGGACGUAGUCUAAAUAUCCUUAUUGAUAGAUGUCAAAAAGUGACAAGUAACACUUUGCAAAAAGUAGUUUCUACGAAAAAAAAUGUAAAAAUCAAUUUUAAGUGACAAGUUUACCAAUAACAUUUAUUUUUUUAUGUAAAAAAUGUGUGCAUUAAAAAAAUUGAAAAAACAAAACAAAAAAAAAAAUUUUUUUUGGCGAAAUUGACCUAAACUCAUAUUACAUUUUUUACUUCGUUUGACCUCAGAAAUGCGUGGUUAAAAUUAUUCGGUUUCCUCAUGUUACACCGUGUAUUAAGAUGGAAGGAUAAGUUAUAGGGUUAUUAAUUAUAAUUGAAGGGUCCAGAAAGGCAAUCAUUGGGACGUAGAGGAAUUGAUAUUUUCAUUGAUUGAAAGGUGCGUGUGAAGUCCGCAAUCCGCAUUGGACUAGCGUGUGGAGCAUAGCCCGACCCGAACCUCUUCCGUACAAUGAUAGAGGAGUCCUGUGU